ACAAGUGACCCUAGGGACGGGGCCUCUUUUCACCCAGGGGCAUAAUUUGAACAAUCUUGUUAGAGAUCCACUAGGCAAUGCUACAUACCAACUAUCAAAGGCCUUGGCCUUAAUCUUUCAGACAAAAAGAUUUUUAAAGUUUCUUCCUAUAUAAGUCUAUGUAAAACUUGGGACCCCCAAGGGAUAUAUUUUGAACAAUUCGGGUAGAGAACCAUUAGGCAAUACAACAUACAAAAUAUCAAAAGCCUAGGCCUUACAGUUUUAGGAAAGAAGUUUUUUUCUCUAUGUAAGUCUAUGUAAAACCGGGGCGGGGUCUCUUUUCACACCAGGGGAAUAAUGUGAACAAUCUUGAUAGAAGACCAUUGUUAAAUAUUAAUACCAUUUGUAAAGGAAUACAUCUAUAAAUAAACAAUUGUCGAAAACUAGGUUCUACCUAGUUAUGUGAAAUGUCAGCACUGGAAUAGUUUUGCAAAUGCCUCAAAACGAAGGUAUGUAACAGUUUUUUUUUUUAAAAUAGUGAGUUUUAAAGGCGCUGAAUUAUUUGAAAGUGUGGUCCCUUUAUGCAGCCCUUUUCCAGAAUUCAAUUUAUGUAUCAUUAAACUAACAGUUGUUGUGUUGAGUAAUAUACACGUUUACAUGCUGUUUAAUUUUCAUGUGGAACAACCUUUUCAUUCUUUGAAUUGAUGUUAUUUGAUUUUUUUCUCAAAAUGUAAGGCUGUCUUAAAUUGAUCAUUAUGUAUAGGUAUUUUGUACUAAAAACAUGAUUAAUUUGAAUUUUUUGAAAUACUAUCAGUAGUAUCUCGUGGAAUUCGUGUACAGGUUAAUAUAAUAAGUAUACUACAACUGAAAAACAAAAGAAUUUUCAAUUCUCUUUUUCUACAUUUAUAUUAUUUAAUUUCUAAUAGAACUAUGGGCGAUUUUCUGGCUCCGUAACGGUUAUGCUUAGUUUAGUAGGUCUUGAAAAAAAUGCAUUUCCUCGUAAUUAUUAUUUACAUCUUUAUUGCACAUUUGCUUUCUCUUUUUUCCAGGCCAAAUCUUUUCUGAUGUGGCGACAGAGAGUAGGAACGUAGACGAAGGUGUGAAUGAUACGUGUAUGGCCAUAGAUGAAGGUAAUUGUUUAUUUUGAAUUUCAUUUCUUACAAACAUUUGUCCGCUACAGAGUGCAGUGUAUGCACAUUUCAUAACCCUGAGAAUACGGCACCUCCGCCUAAGCCAGCCAUGCCGGUAACCUACACAAUACGAUGCAUCCACAUCCUCAAAAAUGAUGUUUCAACACCGCAUAUAUAGGAGGCCUGCACAUGGCUGACAUUUCAACGGGUUCGAAAUCUGCAUACACUACACUAUUAAGUGGCUAUCAAUGUUAAGAACCUGCGUCUCAAUUACUUAUUACAUUUUCAUUGUGUUAUAGCCACAGAAGACCACCUAGCAGAAGGUAUUUUAGCAACCUUUUCUAAAUAAUCCGUUAAAAAGAGGUAAUUCGUAUGGAAUACAGAAGACGGCCGUAACACAUUUCACUCUCAAUUUCUGCCUUGAAAUUUUGUAGUUUACAGUCCAAUACGGAAAAAAUAAGCAUUUAACAAGUUUUGAAGAUAACGUUUACGUUCAAGACUGAUUAUCUUAAUCGAAGAAAAUACCCAGAUUUUGCUGUAUAGCUUUUCCUACUGGAUAUUUGUCCUUACGGGCCUCGGCAAAUUAAUUUUUAGUUCUUUGGAAAUAGGAGAGAGCGAGUUCAAUUCUUUUUUCCUUCUCAAUUUGGACCAUUUGAAAGGUGAGUAUAUUUUUUAAAGCAAGCGCGAUAUUCUAUUUAUUUUUUGUAGGUAUUUAACUUAUCUAAUGACAUGUUUCAAAAUAUUUCCAACGUGCAUUAUAAAGAUAAUACGUAUUCCACUGCUAAAUGUAGUGUGAUUUAAAGAAAAUCUGCACUUUGGCUGAAAUUUGGCGGUUAUUCUGUUACAACAAAUACUUUGUAACCAAAAUGUCAUUUUUUUAAACAAUGCAACCAGCAAUAAUUAUACUCUUACUUAGUAAAUCAAAUUUCAAAACGUCUGGUGCCAAACUUCAAUUCACUUUGCGCUUGAGGUAGAAUCCUAGAUUGAAUAUUCAGAUGCAUUUAUUCUUUCUUAACAAAUAUAUUCAAGUGUUUUUUUUGUUUGUUUGUUUUUUUGUUGUUUUUUUUGGUUACUUUAUGAUAUAUUAAAAAAACCUAAAUAGAGUUCAAGUUAUGUUAGAACACUGACAAAAAUUUUACUUCACAAAUGAUGGGCAAGUGAUUUAACCACUUAGCCAGCAAAAGUCUUGACAUUCUCCGAUGUAGAUAUUUUCUAGAUCAUAGGCAUAUUAUACGACGUUGUUUAUAGUGACAGUCAGUGAGCUUAACUACUCUGUAACGAAUACCCCUCAAUACAAAAUUAAACUUUUAUUUUCGUUUAAAAGAGUAAUGAAGUUUUCUUUUAUAGGUUCGGCUGAAGAUAGUACGGUCAUAGAUGAAGGAAAGAUCGAAAAGACGGUUGAGGAAUAUGUUGAUAUGGCCUUGACGUCAGACGAAGAUUUGGGGAAGGAGUUAUUGGAAGAUGAAGAUAUAAAAGCACAUUUCCUGAAUUAUGGCCUAAAGAAUUUACAUGCUGUUUUGCAAAAAGCUUUAGAAAAGCACGAUAGAACGCAACUAAGCAUUGCAAUUAUAGGACAAACUGGAACUGGUAAAUCUAGCUUGAUCAAUGCAUUAAUGGAUUUGCAUUCUGGUGAGGAAGGCGCAGCUGCUGUUGGAGAAGUUGGCGAAUGCACAACUAAUUGCAAAGAAUAUAAGCACCCCAAGCUCCCAAAUUUGUCUUUUUGGGAUGUUCCAGGUGUAGAUUCACCUAAAUUUCCAAGGAUGUCGUACAUCGAGGACAUAAAAGUUGAAAACUACGACUUCUUUUUGCUGGUAUAUUCAGGCCGAUUGAAAGAUUCUGAAAUAUGGUUAAAAUCCGAAUUAGACAAAUUAAAGAAGAAAUGUUACUUCGUGUACACGAAAGUUGAUAAUGAUAUAUUGUCUGUUACCAGAAGGGAACAAAACUCAAAAGAAGAAGAUGUAUUUAUGCAGCUGAAGAGCAAAUCAAUGAAUAAUAUGAGGAAAAUAUCAAGCCCUGGAGAAGUACCAAAACAGUUCCUUAUUUCUUCACUUAAGCCCAAAUCGUUUGACUUCCCAAAGCUGUCAGAACAGCUUAUUGAUGAUGCACCAGACGUAAAGAAGUUAGUUCUCAUAUACUCGGUUGGGGCAAAUUCGAAGAAAAUAAUUGAAGAGAAAGCAAAGGCUCUACGUAAAAGAUGUUGGCCUGUUGUUCUUCUCAGGGCAUUUAAACUCCUGACACAGGUACCUGCCGAAUCAAAGUUAUUAAAACUUUUAGAUGCGGUCUUUGAUUGUCUUGACAUUGCAUAUAUCAUCAGAGAAAUUACAUUUUACCAGGAACAGUUUGGUUUGACUGAUGACAAUUUGGAAAAAAUAACGGAGUUCAAGCAAGUAAGUCUGUCUGACCUGAAAUCAAAAUUGCAACUGAAAACAAACAGCAUCCAACUUAAUGGAGAUGGCUUAAAGGCACUUUUUCAUAACUCGGAAGCUUACCUUAAGCAGAAGGUGGCACAGCUAGGUCCAACAAGCUUCAUUGAAUCACUGGUUAGAAUAACUGAAUCACACAAAUUUGCGGAAUGUUUCUUAGAAAUGAUUCUAGACAACAUGAAAGAAGAUGCGCUGAAGGUCCUUGAAUUCAUAACGAAGGGGAAUUAGACUGAUUUUACGGGAGUUGAUGUUUAUAAACACCUUACAUUAACUAUAUCCAAGACAUGAUACUCAUUACUUCAUUUCAGUGAUGUUUACUUUAUAAUAGAAAUAUUAUAUUAACUAUAGACACUACUACAAGUCAGGCAAUCUCCAGUUGUACCCAUCGGUGACAAAUUAUAACAUGUAGAACAUCAAGCCAGAAACAAACAAAAAAUGCUUUAACAUAAAACUGUUACAUUGCAGUUAAACGAAAGUUGAGUGAAUGUUCUUUAACAGAUAUUGUUGCCUAACAGAUAUUGUUACCCUUUUGUCGGAAUAUUUUAACAUAACUUAUGCUAUAAAUUGUGUUAUGAUUGAGGAGUACAGUCUGUAAAUUUGGUAUUGCAAAUGGCAGAGUAUGCAAAGAGCUCACAACUAAUAGCACAGUGAAAAGGGCUGCGUUAAUGAUGCAUUGGUCCUAUCAGAAUAGAGACAGACAUAUUUGAAUGUUAUCGUAAAUGUCCGUUAUAUAAUGCAACAUAAAUUGAUUGUUAUGAAUCUGGAAUCAUAAUAUCAUUUUAACAGAUUGUGAAAAUGUUCUGCACUGCUUUUAAUCAUUUAGGAAAACUAGCAGACAGCAUGAGCAUUAGAACAUGUUUGCACUUCCCUUAAAAUACUGUCCAUAAUAAGUCACUCUAAAUGAUUUUGUAAAUAAAAUGUAUAUACUAAAUAAAACGUACCUAUAUAUGACAACUAUGUUAUUCUUGCAACUUAUGUGCAAAUAUUUUGAUGUUAUUUUAUGCUAACUUUCUAAAUUUGAUACAGUACAGAGCUUCUUUUCUGUUGUUUGAAGCAUGAUCAUUGUCAACCGUGCAGUAUACUUACUUGAAUUCAAAUCAUACAUAAUUUACAGCUCGUAAUUGCAAGUAAACUAUCCAACGUGACCUUUUCUUGGACAGAAAAACGAUAUUUGUUAUUUAAGCGUCUAUUGAUGUGGGUAUUUAAAACGAUUUUCAUCAUUCCUGAAUAUGUUUUAUUAAGGAAUUGUGUAGAAAAAAUAAAAUAUGAGCGUUUUUCUGGCAAAACAAUGUUGUAUACACAUGGAAUUUACAUCUAAACUCACACCAGCUACAGUUCGUUUUAAAGCAAGUUUUGUAUAAUACCGCGUUCAGACUACGCUUUUAAUCCUACAUUAACUUGGGUUUAUUUUUUAAACUCGUUUGCGUCCACACUAUAUGUGGUGUAAAACGUGAAUUAUGUAAAGGUCAAGUGGUUUCUGUAAUGUAGCAUUAAAACUACCUCAGGAGGUGGUUUUAAUACUAUAUUAAAAAGUAAUACUACAUUAUUUUACAAGUGUGAACCCAAAUGUGAGUUAUAACUGGUUUUACAAUCCCAAAUCCCCAGAUCUUACCUUUUGGCUGAAGAAUACCACGUGUUUCUCUUUUGUAUCAAACAAUUGAUGCUAUGGCUGGCAAAAGUAAUUGGAGUGUUGAUGAAGCAAAAACAUUAAAUUGCAAUAUGGAGUCAUGCUGAUGCUCAAAAUUGACUAUAGAUGGAAUGAACAGAAAAUUUUAGAUGAACACAGAAGUUUAAACAUUAAUGACUCCUUGUUUCUGUCAGCCCCCUUCUUUGUAACCUUUUUUGCUUAUUGCAAAAUAUUUGUUUACUUCCAACAUUGCAUGUAUAUAUUUAAACCACAUUUCUUUGCCUAGUGUGGUCGCAAACUGGAUUAUAUUUUGAUGGGUUUUAAAUGUCAAAUACCAAUUAUAACCAAUUAGUGCCAGAUAAAAAUAAAACCGAUCUGCUAGUGUGAACACGGUAUAAAAGAAACAAGUAUAGUUGUGAUACGGAAGCAUGAAAGAAUAUUUUAUUCCGCAAUAUGAAAUCAUGUAAAAUAGGAAUAAAACAAAAAAUGUUAUGCCCUUAGAGUGAUUGUAAUUUAUUGUAAAGAGUGAAAAUUUGUGAAAUCAAAACCUAUACAAAAUAGAAGAUCUACUUUUGUUGUUUUGCAUAUAUUAUUUAUAAAAGAAUUGACAAAUUCGGUAGCUUAUGUCUGUAUAAAAGAGAUGUUAUACUCUUUGGUUAUCUACUGACUGAUGUUUUAUAAAAAUUUUGGUGUAUAUACUCAAUAUAGUCUAUGUUCUUUGGCUAUUGACAGUGAACAAGAUAUAAAAAAUAUCUAAAGAAGUUUUAUAAUACUGUAGUUAAUAGAAGGAAGAGCACAACAUAUAUAGGUUAUACGUAUACUAUGCUUUUUUUUGUUUGUUUGUGUGUGGUUUUUUUGGCGAUAGAAUAUGUUACGAAUUUAGUGUUGUCAUAGCUCUUUAGUACGUAGAUAUUUGUAUUGAUAACUACACUAAAACAUAUUGAUAAAAUCUAUUUAAAAUAUGGAAACAUGUAAAGGACACUUAUUUAAUAUGUUUUUGUAGGAGCACUAUGUUUUUGCUAUUAUAGAAAAGGGUAUGAAUUUAGUGUGCUGCUAUAGCCUCUCAGUAUACAUUUGUAUCGAUAGCUAUACUUUUAAGAGUAAACUAAACAAAACUCUCUAAAAUAUGGACAGAGGUAAAGUACACUUAUCGAAUACGUUGCGGGUGUGCUAUACAUUGCUUUUUCCAGCUCUUAUUAUUUAUUUGUAAUAAUUAUUUAUUUGUAAAAGCAAUACUUUGAAAGCAAUACUUAUUAAAGGUAUACUCAUCAAAACUCUCUAAAAAUGAAAAGAUGUAACAAAAAAGUGCAUGUAUAUAAUAUAUCUUUGAAGGUGUACUAUACUUCACGAUUUAUUUAUUUUUAUUUUUUUGCGAAAGAAAAGAUUAUGGAUUUUAGUGUGCUACUAUAGCUUUUCAGUAUAUAUUUAUAUUGAUAACUAUACUUAUUAAGAGUAUACUGAUAAAAAAACUCUCUAAAAUAGAGAGAUAUGUAAAGUAUAAUUGUUAGUUAAACUUCUACUUUGUUAGAUUUGCGAUAGAAAAGAAUAUGAAUCUAGAAAGUUGUUAUAGCUCUGCAGUAUAUAUUUGUAUUGAUAGCUAUACGGAUUUAAAGUAUGCUGGUCAAAUUUCUCUAAAAUAUGGUCAGAUGUAGCGUGCACUUUUUUAAUAUUUUCUGUAGGUAUGCUAUACUUUGGGAUUUGUUCUUUUUGCAAUAGAAAGAUUAUGAGUUUAGAAGGCUGUUAUAGCUUUUCAGUUUAUAUUUAUAUUGAUAAUUAUUCUUAUUAAAACUAUACUGAUCAAAAUAUAUUUUUGUAAGGGCGCUAUACUUUGUGUUUUUGUCUCUGCGAUAAAAAAAGGUUUAUGAAUUAGGUGUGCUAUUAUAGCUCUUCAGUAUAAUUUGUAUUGAUAACUAUACUUAUUGAAAGUAUACUAAUCAAAACUUUCUUAAAAUAGAAACAGAUGUAGAGUGCGCUUAUUGAAAACAUUUUUGUAGAGUACACUUACUGAAUAUAUGUUUGUGGGUGAACUUUGCUUUGUUUGGUUUUGUGGUAUAGAUAAGGUUAUAAAUAUAGAAUGCUGUUACGGCUUUUCAGUAUAUACUUGUAUUCUAGCAUAAAACUGCUGUUCUUGUCACUUUUCGGGGGUGUUUUAACAGGAGAGAAAACGUGUGUUAACAGAGAGAUUCUCGCGCUCGUGUGCUGUUAUAACACCUUUUUAUAUAUGCGCGAUCUGUGGCAAAGCUAAACGUCAUUCGGCCCCAAAACGGAUAAUUCAAAACAAAAUGACGUCAACGUAAAACAACAACUUAGACAUUCCCGCGCAUUUCGUGGAAAUUAAAUGACGUUGAGUGAGAUUCUAUUCAUGUAUCAGUUUUUACGCGUUUUAUGCUAGAAUAGCGUUAACGCAUGUUCGUUUCGUGUUGUAACAUCUGCAGAAUCCCUCGGGAUACGUUGGUACCCUCGCCCUACCGGGCUCGGGUACCAACCAAUCCCUCGGGAUUCUGCAGAUGUUAUAACACGAAAAAACAUGCGUUAUCCCUACAUUGAUAAGAAAAAGAAUAUUACAAUAGCACUUUAUUUUGAAACAUUAACCUUGGUAUAUAUGGGUCAAACAUAAAUGGUUUUAGAAUAUAUUUAGCAUUACGCUUUCUGUAACAAAUGUAAAAGUCAUGAACGCACAUGUGUAUAUAUAUAUAUAUAUAUAUAUAUAUAUAUAUAUAUAUAUAUGCGUGUGUGUGUGUGUGUGUAUAUAUUCUCUCUACUAUAUAUAUAUACAUAUGUAUAUAUGUAUACAUAUAUAUAUGUAUGUAUGUGUGUGUAUAUGUAUAUAUAAUGUAUGUAUGUAUGUAUGUAUAUAUAUAUAUAUGUGUGUGUGCAUUCCUGUGUGUAGUUGCUACAUGUCUAUUGCAACAAGAUACAAAUGAAUAAAAACGAAUAAGUUAAUGUGUUCACUAUUUCUUUGCGUUUUUUAUCCAUCUGUCGUAUUUCUGAAUAGAGACUUUGUAUUUGAUAAAUGAGUAUUAAGUUGAGUAGUCUCAAUGUCAGAGGGAUAGGAAACAAGCUGAAACGUAAAGAGCUUUUCCAUUGGCUAAAACAGCAAAAGUGUGAUAUAUAUCUUUUAGGGGUCUUAUUUCAGUGAGGAAAAAUGUAACAGUGCAGGUACAUGCAUUUUGUUAAACAACCAUUUUGCAUUUGAAAACAUUAGGGGUCAUUUAAUAGCGACUGAACUAGACAUUGAAGAGAAAUCUUUUCUGAUAGUAAACAUAUAUGGACCGAAUAAUGAUGACACUUCAAUUUUUAGUAAAUUGGAAGAAUUUCUUACGGAGCAUGAAGGCAAAAAUGUAAUUUUGGAUGGCGAUGUAAAUACAGUUUUAGAUCCAGAAUUAGAUAAAAAGAACGGAAAUUCAAAUACUCAUAAAAAUGCAGUACAUUAUUAAAAGAUGUAAUGGAAAAAUUUGGUAUUUGCGACAUCUGAAGAAUAAUAAAUAAAUCCUAAAAAAUCACAAUUUGCUUGGCACUCUAGCGAUAAACCGCAUAUUUUUUGUAGAUUAGACUAUUUUCUGAUAUCUCAAAGUCUUGUCAAUAGUACAAAUUCAUGCGAAAUGGAUGUCGGAUAUAAGUCAUUCAUGAGUAAGUUUAACACUGAAUAUACAAAAUCAACCGAAAGGAAAGGAUAUUUUAAAAUGAAUAACAGUCUCUUAUAAAAAGAUUACUUUCAAAAAGAAAUAAAGGAAAUAAUCAAGGAAACAGCUAGAUUAAACGAACAGGCAAAUCCAAAUAUUUUUUGGGAAGUUAUCAAGGGAAACAUAAGGAAUGCAACUAUAAAAUACGCUACAAAAACAAAAAAGGAAGAGGAAAAAAAGGAAAAAGAAUUACAGUUAAAAAUAAAAGACAUAGAAAAACAUAUUUCACAUGACAAAAACAAUAUUGAAAAACUAACAGAGGAAUAUGAUAAGUAUACAACAGAAUUAAAUGAGUUAAAUGAGAAAAAGAUACAAGGAAUAAUUAUGAGGUCACAAGCUCAGCAAGUUGAAUAUAAUGACAAAAAUAGUAAGUUCUUCUCAACCUUAGAAAAACAAAACUAUGAGAAAAAGUCUAUGAAACAGAUUCAUGUAAACGGAACUAUUAUAACUGAUCAAAAACAAAUUCUGAAAGAGCAAAAACGUUUUUUAUCAAAAUCUAUACAAAAAAGAGCAAAAAACAUCACAAUUCAAUUUUAUGGAUCCACAAAUAAACACUCUAAGUGAAAUAGAAAAUUAAACAAUAAGUGAAGAAUUAACAGAACAUGAAUUCAGCAUUGCCUUGAGAAGCAUGAAAAACAAUUAAAGUCUACGAACUGAUUGGUUAACAACAGAGUUUUACAAAAUAUUUUGGAAUGAUUUAAAACAACACUAUAUAAAAUCCGUUAAGUUCUCUUUUGAAAAUAACUCUUUAACAGAGCUGCAAACACAAAGUAUAAUAACGCUUUUACCGAAACCAAACAAGGAUACAACAUAUAUUGAGAACUGGCGGCCCAUUAGCCUGUUGAAUACGGAUUAUAAAAUAAUGACUCAAGUAAUAGCUAAUAGAAUAAAGAAUGUUUUACCAUCGAUUAUAAAGAAUUGUCAAUCAGGCUUUAUGAAAGGGCGACACAUAGGAGACAAUAUUCGUGUUAUUUUUGAAGUUCUUGAACAAAUGGAAAAUUUAGAACAGGAAGCAGUUCUAUUUUUCUCUGAUUUCGAGAAGGCCUUUGACAGCCUUAAUCAUAAUUUUAUGUUUCAAACAAUUGAACAAACAAUUGAAUUCGUCAGUUUUGGUAAUUACAUAACAAAAUGGAUAAAACUGUUUUACAAAGAAGCAAAAAGUUGCACUAUAAAUAACGGUCAUAUAUCAGAAUUUUUUGAAGUCGAAAGAGGUGUACGACAAGGAUGUCCACUUUCCCCUUACUUGUUUAUUAUUUGUAUAGAGUUAUUAUCAAAUUGUAUUCUAAAAACAAUGAUGUAAAAGGAAUACAUAUCAAUGAUAGUAAAGUUAAAAAAUGCAUUAUUUGCUGACGAUGCCACUUUCAUAACUGAUGGAUCAAGAAAGUCUUUUGAAACGUUAAUAAGUAUAUUAGACAAUUUUAGAAAUAUUUCCGGUCUAAAACUAAAUGAAAAAAGUGUCAAGUAUUAAAGGCUGGUUCAAUACGUAAUACAAUUUUAGAUAUUGUACAAAUAAAAAAUUUAGAUGGACAUCAGAUUCUGCGCAAUCUCUUGGAAUUACCUUUUAUACAGAUACACAAAUUUCACAAUCUAAAAAUUUAGAAAAAAAAAUUGAAUUCCUUUAAGAAUUGCCUCAAACUGUGGCAGCAUAGGAAACUGACGCUAUUGGGAAAAGUAACAGUUAUAAAAAGUUUUGCUUUACCAAAAUUGAUUUACUAUUUAUCUGUUUUACAAACCCCACCAAAACAAACAAUAAAUCAAUUAGAAAAAAAAAACAUAUUUGAAUUCAUAUGGGAUAAAAAACUAGAUAAAAUUAAGAGGGAAACAAUAAAGAAAAACUAUUUGAAUGGAGGUAUAAAAAUGAUAGAUCUUUCCAUGUUUAAUAGGGUAUUUAAGGCCUGUUGGAUUAAAAAGUUACUGAAUAAUAAUAACAAAUCAAUAAUAAAAGCUAUUUACAUGAAUAAUAUAGAAAACAAAUAGGAGCAAACUUGAUAUUUGAAUGUAAUUUCAAUGAAAGAGAAAUAUUUACAAAUUAUAAGACAAAUCCCUUUUAAAGAGAUAUCAUUACAGCGUGGAUUGAAAUUCUGUCCGAAUGCACAAAUGUAAAUAAAGAGAUAAUACGGAACAACAAGAAAAUAAAAGUAAACGAUGAAACAUUUUUCUAUAGAAAAUGGUUCGACAAAGGUGUGUUAUAUCUCGAACAUUUAUAUGAUUUCCGAAAAAAUAAAUUCUAUACAUAUGAAGACGUUAAAAAUUUGUAUAGCCUUCCUGAACAUGACUAUCUCAAAUACAUGCCUUUAAUAAAAAGUAUACCUACAGAACUAAAACAAAAAAUCAAGAUAGAAAAUGGACCUUUAACUUCAGAAAGAAAAGCUAUUUUAAAAAAGGUUUAUGGACACAAAAAGGGCAAAUAAAUUCCUAUAUGAACAUCAAAUAAAAAAAGAAACAUUAACAAAUAAAGCUGAAACGAAAUGGGAUAAUAUUACUUCAAAAGCAAAUUUAAUAUGUAAAUCAAUAUAUAGGAAUAUCUUUACAGCAACGAUAGAUAGUACAUUUAUAAACUUCCAGUACAAAUUUAUACACAGAAUAAUAGCGACAAAUAAACUUCUACUAAAACAAGGUCUUAUCGAAUCAAACCUUUGUGAUUUCUGUCAGAUGCAUGUUGAAUCCACUGAACAUCUUUUCUGGGAAUGUCCACAUAUACAAACAUUUUGGAGAGAUUUGGGAAAAUUUCGUCAACAAAAUAACGUACAAUUAGAACUCGCAUAUGAGAUAGUGGCUUUUUAAUUACGGAACCAGUUUUACAAAGUCAAGCUAAAAAUGGUAUUAUUUUAACAGCAAAAUAUUUUAUUUAUAAGAAUAAAAUAAAUAAAACUAUGCCAAUUUUAGAACAUUUCUUAAAUUACUUGAAGAUAAGAUUGGAAACGGAAAAGUUAAUAGCGUUGCAACAUGACAAAAUAAAAGAAUAUUAGAUCUACCAUAAAUGGAAUGGAUUCCCUCUACAAGUAACUACAUUAUAUAAAAAAAUUCUCCCUAAACAUACUUUUAGAUUAGAAUAUGGCAGCUGGAUACAAAACGUAGAUAUACAACACUUUAUCUGCUGAUAUCACAUAUGUAUAUAUGGAUAUGUGUGAGUGUGUGUAUGAUUGCGUGGGAGGUUGUUUGUAUGAGAAUGUGUAUCUUUGAGAGUGGGUGUGAGAUUUAUGUGAGAUUUCAAAAGAGAUUUCCUGAUGUACAUUAAACAAAUGAUAGUAUAUGAGCAUCAUGUUAUAAAAAUAAAAAAUAGAAGUAGACAUAUAUUCGAUAUAUAAAACCAGUAAAAAAAUUGUAUAUGUAUUAUGUAAACGUUAUUUUUAUUGUCUGUAUGAGGUACAUGAAGGGAAAACAUUAAAUAAUAAAACAAAAGAAAAAAAGAUGUUGUAUACACAUACCUUUCAGUGUUUUCAAGCAUUCAGAAUGUUUGUAACUCAAACGAAAAUAGUGGUAAUAUGAUUUAUUUGCAUUUUCUGGAAUUUACAUGUCUUUCCAGUUAUCCUUUGUCGUAAAUGUAUAGGAAACAUCAAACAAAUACUAACUGAUAACCUACUGAUUAUAUGCAAGGGAUUUUUCCAUCACUCCAUGCGUCUGCCGGUCUGUCCGCACUUUAGUGUCCGGUCCAAAACUGUCAUCCAUCAAGAAGUUU
Messenger RNA from Mercenaria mercenaria, 12521 nucleotides. RefSeq names its product interferon-inducible GTPase 1-like. The record is from RefSeq and is a predicted model, not a curated record. The coding region runs from base 2438 to 3760 and encodes 440 amino acids. Lineage: Eukaryota; Metazoa; Mollusca; Bivalvia; Venerida; Veneridae. The transcript has 4 exons. Gene Ontology annotation, cellular component: membrane. Gene Ontology annotation, molecular function: GTP binding.